Messenger RNA from Rhodofomes roseus, 1941 nucleotides. Its product is annotated as MFS general substrate transporter. Bases 229 to 1659 code for a protein of 476 amino acids. Lineage: Eukaryota; Fungi; Basidiomycota; Agaricomycetes; Polyporales; Fomitopsidaceae. The transcript is spliced from 11 exons. Gene Ontology annotation, cellular component: membrane. Gene Ontology annotation, molecular function: transmembrane transporter activity. The record is from RefSeq and is a predicted model, not a curated record. Gene Ontology annotation, biological process: transmembrane transport.
AUUUCAUCGAGUGUCGGAACCCGACAAACCCAAGAUUCUGAGGGUAGUAGAUAUUGGAUAGACCGGUUUCUCCUCUGUCUGGACGCGUUCCUGGCGGCCCGACGUCCGUCGGUCAUGAGAACACGGCUAAGCAAUCGCUAGAAGUUACCGCAUGCGGAUGAUGAUGAUACGUUGUGUCUGCUCUAUCCCUGCUCCUAUCUCCGUCUCUACAACCCCCACAGUCGAGAGAUGUCCUCGACACAGGGAAUCGAGCUCAGGCCCGUUGCGCACCGACAAGAUGGUCAGUUCGACGACCUCACCAGUCGCAACGUUGUGGACAGCGCCAGUGGCAAGUCCGGGGACCCGGAGACUCAGCUUGCGUCAACUGCUUCAGUCAUUCGGACCGGAGAAGAUGGCUCAGACGUUGCUGCAGUUUCGCCAGCUCAGGCCAAGAUCUACCGCUGGAGGAGUAGGAUCUAUUUCGCAGCCCUGUGCUAUUCUUACUUUCUAGAGGGCUGGAACGAUGGCUCUCUCGGACCUCUCCUGCCUAGAAUACAGAAGUACUACAAUAUUGGCCUUGACGUCGUCUCCUUACUGUUCGUCUUUAUGACUUUGGGCUUUAUAGGUGGUGCGAUGGCAAAUGUCUACCUGAACCAACGUAUUGGCUUCGGCAAAGUCGUCGUUGUCGGUGCAGUCCUGCAACUAGCUGGUUACAUUAUGAUUGCCCCCGCUGGUCCGUUUGUCUUGAUGAACGUUGGUGUGGCGUUCGCUGGUCUCGGUAUCGCCAUGCAAAUGGCCCAGUGCAACGGGUUCGUCGGCAGCAUGAAGCAGCAUGUGCGUCUGCACUUCGCCAUACUGCAUGCCUGUUACGGCCUUGGCGCUUUCGUCUCACCGUUGGUAGCGACGCACUUCUCAACUGUCCGGCACUGGUCGUUCCACUACGUCAUCGCGGCCAGUAUCGCCGCGAGUAACAUCGUAUGUCUGGCAGUGGUCUUCCGCCUGCGUAGACAAGAAGAUGUUCUUGCCGAUGCAGGCCAGGUGGCAUUACCGGGAGAGACACCCGCUCAGGCUCCUCAGGCUCCUCAGACUAGCUCGGGCGGACGUAAUGCAUAUACGCAGAUCUUGCGCGUGAAGGAGGUCCAUCUUCUGUCCAUCUUCUGCUUGAUCUACGUCGGUGUCGAAGUGUCGCUCGGCGGCUGGAUUGUCACGUUCGUUGAAGAAAAACGAGGCGGAAAUGCCACUGCCGGAUAUAUCUCAUCUGGGUUCUUCGGAGGUCUGAUGCUCGGACGAAUCGUCCUUCUGUGGUUUAACCAUAAGCUGGGAGAGAGGUGGUCUAUACUCACCUACGGAGCACUAGUCAUCGUCCUGGAAGUCACCAUCUGGACGGUCCCUUCUCUUGUCGAGAAUGCCGUCGCCGUCUCGCUCAUCGGGCUCUUGAUGGGGCCCAUGUACCCAAUCAUGAUGAACCACUCGACCGCGCUGCUGCCCCAAUGGCUUCGCACUGGUGCCAUGGGCUACAUCGCGGGCAUCGGGCAGACGGGCUCCGCCGUACUACCGCUUGUAACCGGACUCCUAGCGUCGAAGUUCGGCAUAGGCGCGCUCCAGCCGUUGGUCGUGUCGAUGGUGUCCACUAUGCUUGUCAUUUGGGCGAUGGUGCCGAGGGCGCGUCGCUUCGAAUGAGCGUUUGCAUUGCGGGCUCUUACCGCAUUUGCACCCGAUACAUAGUGACAGUUGCCGUGGAUUUUUGCAUAAAGAAGAUGGCUGUCCGAGGUAAUUUCCGCCACGAUGGUAGGUACUUCGAGUUCGUCGAGUGCGAGCAGAAUCAUAUGCCAGUAGCUGGCGCCUUGUUGAACGGAGAAGAACGCGUCGGACUUGGGGAGCUUGUAGAGCAGCAGACGACAUGUCUAGAAGUACUGUCCAUGAUACAUCAUCUACUUAUGACAAGUUAUUUGCAAAGCCGAA